AUGUCGUCAUUAGUGCCGCUACCACAAAGUCUUGUUCCUGUUUUAGAACCAUACUUCCCCACAGAUGAGAAACAUCAUCAGACAAAUAGGCCAUUUGUCACCUUGACAUAUGCCCAAUCCAUUGAUGCUCGUAUUGCUGCAGCACCAGGAACUCAAACUAAAAUAUCUCACCAAGAAACUAAAACCAUGACACAUUACAUACGGUCGAGACACCAAGCCAUCAUGGUUGGUAUUGGCACUGUGCUUGCAGAUGAUCCAAAACUUAAUUGUAGGUAUCCGGGAGCAUUAGAAUCGCCUAGACCUAUUGUGCUUGAUCCUCAUGGGAAAUGGGAAUAUCAUACUUCUCAACUUCAAACUGUUUGUGAAAACGGAUUGGGACUAGCUCCUUACAUAGUCGUUGAUUCAAACACAACUAUACUGGAGAAGGAUAGAGAAGUUGUGCUACAACAGGGUGGACUUAUAGUGAAGAUUCCUAUAAUUGGAGAACUGGUUCAACUGGUUUGGACCUCAUUAUUUGAGGAAUUGGUACGGUUAAAUAUUAAAUCAAUUAUGAUCGAAGGAGGUGCGACCAUCAUUAACGAUUUGCUUUUGCAUACAGAAUUUGUAGACAGUUUGAUCAUUACAAUUGGCCCAGUUUUUCUUGGUAAAUCAGGAGUUGAAGUGAGUCCAUCAGCAUCAGUUAACUUUAAAAACGUUAAGUGGUGGACUGGUGUACAAGAUAGUGUUAUGUGCGCAACCCCUUAA
This is a messenger RNA of [Candida] anglica, 744 nucleotides long. NCBI's taxonomy places the organism in Eukaryota, Fungi, Ascomycota, Pichiomycetes, Serinales, Debaryomycetaceae. The record is from the annotation of a GenBank genome assembly.